This is a messenger RNA of Cercospora beticola, 4481 nucleotides long. RefSeq lists its product as uncharacterized. Gene Ontology annotation, molecular function: ATP binding; protein serine/threonine kinase activity. Gene Ontology annotation, biological process: intracellular signal transduction; protein phosphorylation. The record is from RefSeq and is a predicted model, not a curated record. NCBI's taxonomy places the organism in Eukaryota, Fungi, Ascomycota, Dothideomycetes, Mycosphaerellales, Mycosphaerellaceae. Gene Ontology annotation, cellular component: cytoplasm.
CCUUCUCCCUCACCUCACCACCUCACCUCCACCGCGCCGCUCCUCUCGCCCUCCGCUCCGCCAGCGUGCUCGUGCCGCAGGACUAUUGGCGAUUGCGAUAGUUGCUGCUGGCGCACGUUGCACCGCCGCCGCAGCCCGUCCGUCCGCGGCUUCGUCCUCGAGCUGGCCCAGAUUGCGAACGCAUCAGCGUUGACCGGGAUUGGCUCACUUGCAGCACCUCGACACCUCUCUCCUGCACCGAUCUACGCCCUGCUUGUGAUUCCUUCUGCCUACACGCUGAUCCCGCCGGAAACAACUACUCCCACGCACAUUCAGGAUUGGCAUAUUUUCGACACCUGCAACUCACUGCUUCGAAACGUGUUGGACGAGGCGCGUCGCCCAUCGCUGCACUUCGGCUUCCAUACGCCCUUCGCUUCCGGCUCGCUGAUACUACGGUCCGGCUACCGCGCGCGCGCGCUGUCACCCAUCAUCUGCACCGCAGACCGCAGGAACGACACGCGCUGUCCCCCGUCGAGCCCACACUCGGUGCAACGCGCCUGCUGCAGGUGCUCAACACUCCUCGCUCGCUCGCCCGCCCACCGAGACGUGCAGCGCCUGCGAUACCGACACGAAACCGCGUGUCAUCCCUCCCGUGAGACCCCAUCUCACGCUUCGGAAUAUCCAGCAGACACCCCUCCUCCAUACACCGCCUGCGGCGCGGGCCCUUGAACCAUGUCGGCUGCCGUGCAGCAACAGAACGAGCGUUUCGCCUCACCCUCCGCCCAGCUGGCGACAUCCCCGCCGUCGUCCUCGCGUCGAGCCGCCGGCCAAUCGAACCAUGCUUCCAUCCCGAGCUCGCCGCCGCACUCUCAGAUGUCUCCGUCCAUGCCUUCACCCCGUGGCAAUCAGACGCAGCAGGGCGCCAUGAGUGCCUCGACAUACCAGCAAUACUACCCUGACCAGGUCACUUCCCCUUCGACGACACGGCCCUCGUCGCAGCAAACGCCUACACACGCGUCUCGAGCCCAGUCUUCACAUGGCCAGCCAGGAGUCAGCAGUGGAAGCGACAGUGAACGACGGAGAGGGACCCGUCCAUCACAAGAACAGCCUGCCAGCGGCAAGAGUCAGCGGUCGCGCAAUGCUCCCACAUCUAGUAGAUCACAGACCUCAAUGGGGCAGCCGCCGAUGGGGACCGACUUACCGCGGGAGAACAGUGCCGUGAUCAAUCGCAUAGUAGUCGACGACCCCCAGACUGAUCGAGCGAGAGAGGAAGCACGGAAGGCAGAGGCCCGUCCCAAUGAUCCAGCUGCACAAAUGGCGGGAUUGUCACUGGACACUGCAGAGCCACCGCCUGUUCAACGAAGCCGGCAAGAGCACUUGAAACACUCGUCCUCGAACAGGAAAGAAGUCAAGUUCGGCGACUACAUUCUGGGACAGACUAUCGGAGAGGGUGAGUUCGGUAAGGUGAAAAUGGGCUGGAAGAAGGACUCCACUGUGCAGGUCGCGAUCAAGUUGAUCCGCAAGGAGAGCUUAGCGGGCAACAACACUCGGCUUCCUAAGAUCUAUCGUGAGAUUUCCAUCCUUCGUGAGCUUCAACAUCCCAACAUUGUCCGCCUGCACGAGUUCGUUGAGACCGAGCGCCAUAUGGGCAUCAUUCUGGAAUAUGCAUCCGGAGGCGAGCUUUUUGACUACAUUCUCAAUCACCGGUAUCUGAAGGAUCCAGCAGCUAGGAGGCUGUUUGCGCAGCUCGUGUCUGGCGUGGGCUACUUGCACAAGAAGGGCAUCGUGCAUCGCGAUCUAAAGCUGGAGAACCUCCUGCUGGACCGCAACAAGCACAUCAUCAUCACCGACUUCGGGUUCGCCAACACUUUCGACCCCAAUGACGAGCUCGGCGAUGAUGUAGAGGGCAGAAUCGCUGACAAGGACUAUGUCAAAAGAUACGGUUAUGACAAGGUCAUUCCGUGGCAAGAUGGACGAGAAGGCGGCCACCGCAGAGGAGAUCUCAUGCAGACAUCUUGUGGAAGCCCCUGCUAUGCUGCACCUGAGCUUGUGGUAAGCGAUGGACUGUACACAGGUCGAAAAGUGGAUGUCUGGAGCUGUGGUGUGAUACUGUACGCGAUGCUGGCAGGAUAUCUGCCGUUUGACGAUGAUCCAGCGAACCCCGAAGGCGACAAUAUCAACCUGCUCUACAAAUACAUCGUGAGCACACCUCUGACCUUUCCGGAAUAUGUCACGCCGCAUGCUCGUGAUCUUUUGCGACGCAUACUGGUACCCGACCCGAGACGGCGAGCAGACUUGUUCGAGGUAGCUCGGCAUAGUUGGCUGAGCGAGUAUACACACGUUGUGGGAUUCAUCGGCAGCAGAGUCAAGAGCGAUAAAGAUAUUGUGGACAACGCAUUGCAAGACGACGAAGCCGCGCAGCUUGGUCGCAGCGCCUCGGUGAGAGAGCCAUCGAGCAGACCGGCCGCUGAUAGAGCUUCAACAUCACAGGCGCCCAGACAUGUCGCGGCAGCGAGCAUGGGAGGCGAUGAAGCCAGUGACUUCAGAAAGCAGCAGAGGGAUGCAAAGCGAAGAACAGUCCAGGUGGAAUACGUGGCGCCGCAGGCCCCAACGGCACGACCAGAUGCGAGCCCAGAAGCAGGCAGGCAAAGACCGCUCCCUAUUACAGCCGUGUCUGGAUCUGGCAAGACAAGAGCAAGAACAGACGCACAAGGACCGGUGGAGGUCACGCCACAACGCCCCGAUAACACAAUGCAGCCGCCUUCAAGAUCAGGCAGGGUGACUUCAGCGGACCAAGCCGGAUCAUACUCUGCUUCGUCGAGCGCAAUUCCACGACCAAACACCAGCGGCACAAUUGGUGGUACGUCUCGACUGCCAUCUCGCGGCAAUUCUUACAGCACGCCGGCUGCCGCUCAGCCAACCAACACCAAUGCACAAGGAUCGUUCUCGCAGCCGAAGUCGAGCUCAGGGUAUAUAAUAUCUGGAUCCGGUCCGAUGGCUUCAGAGCCAGACGAGAUUGAUGCUCGCAAUCGACCGCAGAGCGAGCGUUCCCCUACGGGAGGCCAGUUUCAAACACCCCAGCAACCAUAUCCCGGCGGCAAGCCUUCAAAUCAAUCAGGUCAUCGACGAAGCAGCACUCUGGGGAGUCUUGCAGACAAGGUCCUGAACAGAGGCUCCUCAAAACGGCAGUCGCAGGCCUCACAGCAGGACAGUAACGCUGUCGUACACAAUGAGAAGCGAGAUCGAAAAUACCCUCCUGUCAGCAUGAGGAAUGCAAUACCGAACGCUGGAGGCGAAAUAACACCACGCCCGUCUACCGAUAGCCGACGGCCCAGCUUCUCGUUGCGCAACAAAGCAUCCAAGGACGGAAGUGUCACCGGUCGUAGGUCAUCAAGGCGUUUCUCGUGGCUGCCAGCAAGCUUCAGCAUGAACAACUUUGGCGGCAAGAAGGCCGACGGCUACGAAUCGGGUGGCGAUGAUGGGUACCGUCCACCUACCUCUCAACAAUCGAACCAAUCCAAGCGAGGCAGACCGGAGAGUAAAGGCGCGGCGUUUGGGCGUGGUGCGACCGACAGUCCGCAGGCGACCGACAGCGAUAUGGCUCUUUACCUUGACGAUGAGCGAGAGAAGGUUCGCGAGCGAAGAGGGAGCAAUGUUGCAGCGGCAUCACAGUACAACAAGGCAUUGCCAGCAUCGCCUGGAAACCUCCCACCACCAGGGCCAGGGUCGCGCAAGCAGUAUCGGGAUGAUGGCUACGGUGGCAAUCUGCUCGAGAGCGAAGCGCCCGAACGGUUCUAUACACCUGACGCUGGUAUCGCGACCGGGUCGAACCUCGAGCAGUACAACAUCGGCAGCAAUGGUGAGUGGCUACCUGCUUCUCAGUCUCAGCUAUCGCAAGCAACAGCAGAUACAUCUCGGCGCCGCGACGAGUCGUUGAGACCUGCCCAGCGGCGGUUCGCAGACGGCUACGACCAUGGACACGGUGGCAGCUCGAGCGCGACUCGAAAAGUCAUGGACUUCUUCCGCCGACGAGGCCGAGAACGAGAAACAUAGGAGUUUCCAGUUCCUCGACACGUCAGUGUUAGACGGCGUGGCCCAAGUGGCUACGCCACAGAUGGUGCUCUGGAGAGAUGAAAUGUGUGUACAUGAUCAGGGCUACGACUGUCUAUGCAUGAGUCGACGCAGCACACGAUGAGGCAGUGGUAGUAUGGCGGCGAGGCGGGUCUUCGAUUCACAACGCAACGAUGAAAUGUCGACGCAGGACGGAAACGGCAGCUGACAUGCCGUCCCGCCCUUCGAGAGUCCUUUGCGGCAUCCGGCUGUUUUGCAUCCUGGGCGUCAUAAUUUUCAACAGUAUGGGUCUAAUCGUGGAGCGAUCAUUGGUUCAGCAGUAGCACAAGCGACGGAGUUCUUGGGGAUGGGGGCUUUUAUUUCGAGCGAAACUGUACUUGUGAGCAUCGUAUCUGUGUCGUGUCAUGAUAGAUUCAAUGUAAAUGUGCAGC